AUGCAGACAUCUGGGUGCACCAACAACACAGUGUUUUUAGGCUUAAAGCAGUGCCCCGGCCCCCAGCUGCCCGCCCCACACGGCUGGGAGCCGCCUCACGACGGGCCCGGCCCGGCGGCUCCGCAGCCCGCGGGGCUCACCGAAGGGCAAAGCCCGGAGGCGGCCGCCUGCUCUGAGGCGGUCCCGUCCCCUGAGGGGAGAGAAGGACGGGGCAGCGCUGUGGAGAUUUUCUCCUCGCCCUCCUCCCGGGCGCGGGAAAGAAGGACAGAAAGGCGAUGCCCUCACGGGGCCCGCGCCGAGCGCGCCCGGCUCCAGGAAAAUCCCCGUCCGCUUUCGUGGGGCAGGGGGUACCUUCCCCGGCCAGGCCCGGAGGAAGCGAGCCGCUCCAGCGCGGCGACCCACAGAGUGCGGCGGUGGCCUUGCGUCCUACCUGAGGGCUGCGCAGCGGGCGGCGGGGCCCGGGCGGGCAUGGCGGCGGUGGGGAAGAGGCGCGGGGACGCGGCCGGUUACCUGAGGCCUCCCGCGGCAGCCGCCAUCGAGGGGGAACCCAUGUCACGGCGACAGGAACAGCGUCGCGGCGGCCCGGCCCCCUCCCGGCGGCCACCUCCUCCUGCCCUGCCGCCACCGCCCACUUGGCCCCGCUCUUCCCGUCAGCCCCCGCACUGCCACCGCCCUUGGAACCGGCGUCACUCCCAGCAACGGCCGCGAGAACGCGAAGAAAUAAAAAAGCGAGAUGGGGCAAUCAUCGUUCCACUUUUCAUGUCUCUGUGUGACCAGAGGGUAAACAUCUUGAACUUCAGAGUCUGCAUACCACCUAAUCCCGAGGGAGUCCCCAGGGCCUGUCUGCAUUGAGCUGAAACCUCAGUUCUUAAGCAUCAGGAUCUGCCAGAUUUACAGCCUUCAAAGAGUAGCUUAGCAUCCAAAAUAGUGUAAAGCCUGUGCUGACCUGGCAGGACAGAAGCAGCAACAAGGGAGCUGAAAGGAUAGACAACAGCCCAGUUCAUCGGCACAGGCGUGAAGAACUGCACACAGAAAAGGAACAGGGCAGCCUUCCUACUAUAGUUGUGUCCAGAGCUGGCUGUCACUUCUCCACACAGACGAUGGCACCUGAGCCGGUUUGGAAUCUACAGUUCUAACAAGUUCAGCCAAGUUUUGUAAGCUGAAGAUCUCCGUUUAUCUUUAUUGUGUCAAUUGCUGACAGUGUUUCAAUACGGUGGUAAAAAUCAAAGAGCUGAUGUCCAUCCACAAAUAUUCUAAAACGGGGAUGCUCACAAAGUAUCUCAACCUGUAAAAAAUAAAAUGAUGAACCGUG
This is a messenger RNA of Gallus gallus (chicken), 1312 nucleotides long. RefSeq names its product translation initiation factor IF-2-like. The record is from RefSeq and is a predicted model, not a curated record. The coding region runs from base 1 to 852 and encodes 283 amino acids. Lineage: Eukaryota; Metazoa; Chordata; Aves; Galliformes; Phasianidae. The transcript is spliced from 5 exons.